AUGUAUAGAAUAUGGUACCUGCGUUCCACCAAAGCUGCAGCGAGGUUGUUGGCGAAUGGGGACAAGUUAGUCUCGGAUAAAGGGUCAUCAUGUGAGGUGGACGUUUGGCCUUCGCUUGUGAGUAUGACGGCAGAUGUGAUCUCUCGUACUGCUUUUGGCAGUAGUUACAAAGAAGGGCAGAGGAUAUUUGAGCUCCAAGCGGAACUAUCACAGCUCAUCAUAUCAUCAGUACAGGAGCUUUCAUCCCUGGAUAUAGAUGGGCUGAACCAGCUCAAAGUUAUGACAAUGAUAUUCUAUGAAGUCUUAAGGCUAUAUCCUCCAGUAACCCAACUGACCCGAGCCAUUCACAAAGAGGUUAAGCUAGGCGACCUGACGCUACCAAGCGGCGUUCAGAUAAGUCUACCUAUUAUGUUAGUCCACCGCGACACAGAGCUGUGGGGCACCGAUGCAGCGGAAUUCAAGCCUGAGAGAUUCAAAGAUGGUAUCUCAAAGCAACAAAGAGCCAAGUCUCUUUCUUUCCCUUUGCGUGGGGACCAAGGAUAUGCAUUGGACAGAACUUUACCAUGUUGGAGGCAAAGAUGGCAAUGGCUUUGUUUCUACAGAGAUUCUCCUUGGAGCUAUCUCCUACAUAUGUUCAUGCGCCUUACUCAGUCUUCACUACUCAUCCACAGUUUGGUGCUCAUCUUAUCAUGCACAAGCUAUAAUUAUAUUCCAUAA
Molecule: messenger RNA, 717 nt
Organism: Microthlaspi erraticum
Lineage: Eukaryota; Viridiplantae; Streptophyta; Magnoliopsida; Brassicales; Brassicaceae
Source: the annotation of a GenBank genome assembly